AUGUUACAAAGAACAGCCGCUUUUCUGCUUUUAGUGGUGGUUGUUGUAGAAGCGACGACACUACCUGCUUGCAUUACAUGCCCAGAAAAUGGUCAAUGGUCACCUUGGUCAGAUGUGACAACGUGUUCAGCGACUUGUGGCCUAUUUGGAAGGAAAAUCCAGAAGCGAACGUGCAACUCGUGGAUUCAAGGAUGCCAAUGCAAAGGUGUCUACUCGCGUGCAGUUCCCUGUGCACCGGCUCUUUGUCCAAAGGCUCCAUUCUGUGCGGCUGGAUUUACAAAACUUGCAAACUCAUGUCAAAAUGUCGCUCGAGCCAACGACUAUCAAGCGGAUCAAUGCUCAAUCAAUGCUAAACUCAACGUGUGCCCAUGUCCAUCAGGCGGUGUGUGGUCGGCUUGGGCGAACAAGGGCUCGUGUUCGGCGACUUGUGGAUUGUGUGGGACGGUGAAUCAGACGAGAACGUGUCGAUCAGCGCCUUAUGGAUGCCCUUGCGUCGGCGCAACAACUCGAGCAUUGAAAUGUCCAGCGAAGCCAUGUGGCACAGGAGCUGCUUGUUGCAAUUCCCUAUCUGUGGUGAAAAACUUAGGAACAAAUGCGACGCAAUGUGGCCUUCAAUUACCGGCUGAUCCAUUGCUAAGCCCGGCGCCGGCUUGCUGGAUUUCAAAAUGUUCGCAGUGUACCAUGAACAAUCCACCACUUGAGAUCAGCACACAAGAAGGAUCAUCACCCUUCACUGUUGAUGCUUUACGAAAUGAUCCUGAUGGUUGUGUGGUUCGGGUGCUUGUUUGUCCGAAAAAUAUCACAACAUCCUCGUCUUUCAUUCGAUUCAAUGAGGGUGCAGUGAACGAAAGAGAGGUCGGUGGAGGGGGUUCCGAGACGAGAACUUUAUUGAGAUGUAAUGCCACGGGAAAUGGAUGGAAUGCUGUCACUGCAUCUGGAAAACUCAAUACCACAAUUUCCAAAGUCACAUGCUUUCUGGAUUACAAAUAUUGG
Molecule: messenger RNA, 993 nt
Organism: Mesorhabditis belari
Lineage: Eukaryota; Metazoa; Nematoda; Chromadorea; Rhabditida; Rhabditidae
Source: the annotation of a GenBank genome assembly